Molecule: messenger RNA, 1335 nt
Organism: Malus domestica (apple)
Lineage: Eukaryota; Viridiplantae; Streptophyta; Magnoliopsida; Rosales; Rosaceae
Source: RefSeq, a predicted model, not a curated record
UCCAAGCCAUUUGGAUUAUGUAAACCUUCCAUCUCAGUCGUACGUUUUUUCUUCCGCUUCCCAAUAAUUGUCAUUCGCCAUCGAAGAACCAGAAGAAGGGAAACUCGAACAAUCCAAAGGGCCAUCCCUUCUGGGCUUGUUUGCUUCAGGAAGUGUGUGCCUUUGGAUUUCGAUAUCAGGAAUGAGAGCAAGAGACUGAUAUCAAAGCAGAAAUAUUUUCUCACAGGAGGGGCUCUCUGAUUUUCUUUCCUGCAAUCUGUUUUCCGUCGGAUUUUGUUGCUGAUUUUACAUUUUCCUAGGAAAAUCCUUGGAGUAGAUCUGAUUUUGCUUUCUGGGUCUUCCUUGUAUUGCAUGCAUGGGAGCAGUGGUUGUCUAGCAUGCCAUAGUAAGACCGCACUGAAAACUUCAGUGAAUGAGCCACCGAAAGGGUUAUUAAACGAAGGUCGGACUGUAAAGAAACCAAGCAUAUCAGAGGAUUUUUGGACCACCAGCACGUGGGAUAUGGACAACAGUGCAGUUCAGUCCAAGGGAAGCAUCUUAUCAAUCAGCACAAACCAGACCCUUGAUCUGCAUGGUGGCUCUGGCAGCAGUAGCACCCCUGCCGAAUUUGUAAAUCAUGGUCUUCUUCUGUGGAGCCAGACUAGGCACCUUUGGGUAGGGAAUAAAAAGUCUGAGAGCCCGUCAAAGAAAAUUCGAGAACCCAAAUUAGGUUGGAAUGCGUCGUAUGAAAGUUUACUUGGGAGUACAAAGCCUUUCCCUCAGCCUAUUCCUCUCCCAGUGAGCCCCUGCCCCUGCCUGCCCGCUGUUAUCCCUGCACACUAUCUAAUUUUUUUUCCUGGUUCCGACAUUAACAGGAAAUGGUAGAUUUUCUCGUGGAUAUUUGGGAGCAAGAAGGGUUGUACGAUUGAGCGGCAAAGGUACUAGAGAUUUUUAAGUAGGCUAGAAGUUGAUUCAAGUGUAUGUAACAUCAUUACUGCCUCCCAGAAAAUAGGAAGCAAUAGCAUGGCUUGUACGUGAUCAACUAUCACAUCAUUUUGUUCUUGCUUGUUCUUGGAUUUUAACUUCCGGGGCCUUUUAGUCGCGCCCUUUUGUUACUAUUCAAACUGAUUUUACAGGAUUGGUUUCUUCCACUGCUCUUUGUGGCCGGCUUUGCAAGACUAAGAUGACCUUUGUCUACACUUCCGUUUCGUUUUCACCCUCCUCCCCCUUGCGGUAUCUGCGUGCUUCGGUGUUCAUUUCUGUUUAUAUUUGGGACCUAACAAGUAAAAAGGAAUACUAUAGACAGUAGGACUAAGUGGCUAUGUUCUUUAAUAUAUGAAAUUAUAUUUUUAUCGA